UUCCUCAUCGCCUGAUUGCGAUCUCGUUUUCCUCCAUCUCUCAGAGCCCGCUCACUACUAGCGGGUUGAAAAUAAGAAUCUUUGCGCACUUAAAUCUUUGGUAGAGGGCAACCAUGGUUAACUUCACCGUUGACGAGAUGAGGGCCCUUAUGGACCAGCCGACAAACAUCCGGAACAUGAGUGUCAUUGCUCACGUCGAUCACGGAAAAUCGACAUUGACAGACUCUCUUGUGUCGAAGGCUGGUAUUAUUGCUGGCAACAAGGCCGGUGAAUUGCGUUUCACCGAUACACGAGACGACGAAAAGGAACGUGGUAUUACCAUCAAGUCUACAGCCAUUUCUAUGUACUUCCAGCUGAGCAAAGACGACGUCACUGCCGUAAAACAAAAGACUGAAGGAAACGAGUUUUUGAUCAACCUUAUUGAUUCCCCUGGUCACGUCGAUUUCUCCUCGGAGGUCACUGCUGCCUUACGUGUUACGGAUGGCGCCCUGGUUGUGGUGGACUGCAUCGAGGGUGUCUGCGUACAGACCGAAACUGUACUUCGACAGGCCCUCACUGAACGUAUCAAGCCGGUUGUCGUCAUUAACAAGGUUGAUCGUGCGCUGCUGGAAUUGCAGGUCGACAAGGAGGCUCUCUUCCAAACCUUUUCGCGGACUAUCGAGAGUUGCAAUGUCAUUAUCUCAACGUACCACGAUGUCGCCCUCGGUGAUGUCCAGGUUUAUCCUGAGAAGGGUACUGUUGCUUUUGGUUCGGGUUUGCACAGCUGGGCGUUUACCCUUCGUCAAUUCGCUGCGCGUUAUGCGAAGAAGUUUGGGGUAGACAAGGAUAAGAUGAUGGUCAAGCUUUGGGGUGACAAUUUCUUCAACCCUGCCACAAAGAAAUGGACCACUAAUCCGAAGAACGAGGGUGGAAAGGACCUCGAGCGCGCAUUUAAUAUGUUCGUCUUGGACCCUAUUUACAAAAUUUUUGACAAGGUGAUGAACUUCAAGAAAGACGAGGUUUGGGGAAUGCUCGACAAGUUGGAAGUCAAGCUUCUUCAGGAAGAAAAGGACUUGGAAGGCAAGCCGUUGCUUAAGGUCAUCAUGCGCAAAUUCUUGCCAGCUGGUGACGCUCUUCUGGAGAUGAUUGUUAUUCACCUCCCGUCCCCCUCCACGGCUCAGAAGUACCGCGUCGAAACCCUAUACGAAGGACCCAUGGAUGACGAAUCCGCCAUUGGAAUUCGUGAUUGCGAUCCCAAGGGACCUCUUGUUCUUUAUGUUUCCAAGAUGGUGCCGACUUCGGAUAAGGGUCGCUUCUACGCUUUUGGACGCGUCUUCUCUGGUACUGUUCGUGCCGGUCCAAAGAUUCGCAUACAGGGUCCCAAUUUCAUCCCCGGCUCCAAAACCGACUUGUUCGUUAAGUCCGUCCAACGUACCGUGCUCAUGAUGGGCCGUUAUGUAGAGCCUAUCGAGGAUUGUCCAGCUGGGAACAUCGUCGGUCUUGUUGGCAUCGACCAGUUCCUUCUGAAGUCGGGUACCCUCACUACUAGCGAGACAGCGCACAACAUGAAGGUCAUGAAGUUCUCCGUCUCUCCCGUUGUCCAGGUCGCCGUCGAAGUAAAGAGCGCGCAAGAUUUACCAAAGCUUGUCGAAGGCCUUAAGCGCCUGUCCAAGUCGGAUCCUUGCGUGCAGACCUGGAUAUCGGAGAACGGUGAGCACAUCAUUGCUGGUGCUGGCGAGUUGCACUUGGAAAUUUGUUUGAAGGAUCUCGAGGAAGAUCACGCCGGUGUUCCAUUGAAGAAGUCAGACCCUGUCGUCGGUUAUUGUGAGACUGUGAAAGCGGAGUCGUCAAUAGUCGCCUUGUCUAAGUCACAAAACAAGCACAACCGCAUGUACGUGAAGGCUCUUCCUCUGGACGAGGAAGUCACUCAGGCCAUCGAGUCCGGAAAAAUCGCGCCUCGUGACGAUUUUAAAGCCCGAGCUCGUAUCCUUGCCGACGAGUUCGGCUGGGACCUUACGGAUGCUCGCAGGAUCUGGUGCUUCGGACCUGAUACUACUGGUCCCAACCUUUUGGUUGAUAUUACGAAAGGUGUGCAGUACCUCAACGAAAUUAAGGAUUCUUGUGUCGCUGCUUUCCAAUGGGCAACAAAGGAAGGUGUCUGCGCAGAAGAGAAAAUGCGUGGUGUUCGUUUCAACAUCCUUGAUGUGACAUUGCAUGCUGAUGCUAUCCAUCGUGGUGGCGGUCAGAUCAUCCCGGUCUGCCGUCGCGUGUGCUAUGCUGCUUGUUUGCUUGCCACUCCAGGCAUUCAGGAACCUAUAUAUCUUGUCGAAAUUCAGUGUCCCGAAAAUGCUAUUGGUGGUAUUUACGGUGUACUAAACAGAAGGCGUGGUCAGGUAUUCUCUGAAGAGCAGCGUCCUGGAACACCGAUGUUCACUGUUAAAGCUUACCUCCCUGUCAUGGAAUCAUUCGGUUUUACAGAGGCUCUCCGAAGCGCCACACAAGGACAAGCCUUCCCGCAAUCCGUCUUCGACCAUUGGGAUCUGAUGAGCGGAUCCCCUCUUGAUAAGGGCAGCAAGCUCGAAGAGCUGGUGACGAAGAUUCGCACACGUAAAGGUCUCAAGCCCGAGAUUCCAACUGUCGACACAUAUUACGAUAAAUUGUAAGCGCUCGUUGUACAAUCGACCCAUCAUGUAUGAGAAGAAUGUUGGCAAAUUCAUCCCAAACCUUACGUGUUGUGCAUUUCUAUGUUUCAACUGCCAUUUGUGUAUUUUCGCGCACGAAUCAAAUUCUUCUCUUCUCGAACCUACCCAUUUCUUCUCUAGCAAAACUAGAAAAGCGCUCGUGCAUGGUGCAAACAUCUACGCAAAAUUCCACAUUUUAUUCUUGGCUCCAUGAUUCAAUAAACUGCGUAUUAAAGUUUGUAAUGUUACUCACCCAAAUCUCUGCCAGUUUUUAUGGUCUGAUUUCCGCUGGAGAGGGUUGAAGUGGGA
This is a messenger RNA of Cantharellus anzutake, 2969 nucleotides long. RefSeq names its product P-loop containing nucleoside triphosphate hydrolase protein. Lineage: Eukaryota; Fungi; Basidiomycota; Agaricomycetes; Cantharellales; Hydnaceae. The transcript is spliced from 12 exons. Gene Ontology annotation, cellular component: cytosol; ribonucleoprotein complex. Gene Ontology annotation, biological process: translational elongation. The record is from RefSeq and is a predicted model, not a curated record. Gene Ontology annotation, molecular function: ribosome binding; GTP binding; GTPase activity. The coding region runs from base 114 to 2642 and encodes 842 amino acids.